GCUCAUCCCGUUGCAGGAGGAGCUGCGGCCUCGGCUGUGCCACAUGAAGAAGGGUCCCAAUGGCUACGGCUUCAACCUGCACAGCGACAAGACCCGCCCGGGGCAGUACAACCGCGCCGGGGCGGCAGGACUGGCCCCCCAGGACCGCAUCAUCGAGGUGAAUGGGGUGUGCAUGGAGGGCAAGCAGCACGCUGACGUGGUGGCAGCCAUCAAGGCGAGCGGCGAUGAGACCAGGCUGCUGGUGGGGGAUGUCCUCACGGAUGAGUUCUUCAAGAAGUGCAAGGUGGUGCCCUCGGAGGAGCAUCUCACAGGUCCCUUGCCAGAGCCAGUUGUCAAUGGCGAUGUAGGGAAGGAAAACGGCGCAGAGCCACGGUCCAGCUCCGUGUCCGAGAGCCCGUCCAGCCCCGGGCCACUGGCCAUGUCCCCCAACUCCAGCGACACCCACAGCAAGUCUGACACACAGGAGGGUGACAAGCACCAUUCAGCAUCCGGCUCCCUCCUGGACCUCGACAUCCCACUGGCAGUGGCCAAGGAGCGGGCGCACCAGAAGCGCACCAGCAAGCGGGCUCCCCAGAUGGACUGGAGCAAGAAAAAUGAACUGUUCAGCAACCUGUGA
Molecule: messenger RNA, 616 nt
Organism: Nestor notabilis (Kea)
Lineage: Eukaryota; Metazoa; Chordata; Aves; Psittaciformes; Psittacidae
Product: Na(+)/H(+) exchange regulatory cofactor NHE-RF1-like
Biological process (GO): protein localization to plasma membrane
Cellular component (GO): apical plasma membrane
Molecular function (GO): protein-membrane adaptor activity; signaling receptor binding
Source: RefSeq, a predicted model, not a curated record